GAGGGUCCAUUAAUUUAUAAAUAGCUCUAGAAGCAUUCAUAUUAAACACUCAAAUAAAUUUCUUCUUUUCUCAAAAAAUUUCAUUGAGGACUCAUUUCUCUUUCACCGUGUACCGUCUUUUCAUUUUUAUUUACAAUCAAAAUAUUGUCUAAAUUCCCUAACUCUAUCUUUAGAUGCUUGAUGCUAUGAUGAAUGAAUGAGAGCAUCCUUCUCUGUUUCAGAUUUACUUGCUUCUCAAAGCCAAGACCCUGCUUCAAAUCUGUCAUUGAAAUUCUAUUUAGACUAUCUAUAGAAAAACAAGGAUAUAUUGCUUUUGUGUUCUAUUAGUCUUAGAUUGUGUAAGAAUCUCAUCUCCAUUGUGAUCAGUACUGGCCUAAUUUGAAGCAGAAGGAACAUUGGUUUGCUAUAGACCGUCUCUUCCAUUAGCCCUGUCUUUCGAUUUAUAACCUGAGGCUGGAAUGAAUUUUAAUAAGCUUUAAAAUUUUACUUAGGACUAAACCUGUAUCUCUAGAGUGAUUUUCAAUUCAUACUUAGUUAUUUCUAAAAAAAUUAUCUCCUUUACAUUGCAGUGAAGAGCAGAUAAAGAUUUUAAAGCUUGAUUUUUAUAGCAUAUUAUAUACCAGAAGUAAAACAUUACUCUAAAGCCAAUGAAUUUUAAUAAAAUCUUAACUCACAAAUGAUGAUCUGUGUUAAAGAACAAAAUAAGAUGGGAGUUUUAAUUAUAAAGAAUUCAGGUAUAUCUUUCCCAUGCUGGAAGCAAACUCUGGUUUCACCAUGAAUAUCAUCGAGAAUAGAUUCUUAAGUGCAUUGAUGCAUUACAGUAGAGUACAUAUCUUACAAUCAUUACGAUGAUCAAUGGUAAGCUGAUUUGAUAGGUGACAAUCUGGUGUUUUACCAAUAUUAUGAUUUCUCCCACUACGGAUUUAUUGUUGGCAAUACACAACUCUACCUCUCUGAUCUAGUUGAUGUAUUUACCGAAUAUGCAGAACAAAGAAACAGUUAAAUACUGAAGGCACCAAAAUAUGGACAUUUUUGAUCUUUUAUAUUUAA
This is a messenger RNA of Moneuplotes crassus, 1050 nucleotides long. Lineage: Eukaryota; Ciliophora; Spirotrichea; Euplotida; Euplotidae. The record is from the annotation of a GenBank genome assembly.